Molecule: messenger RNA, 4996 nt
Organism: Mus musculus (house mouse)
Lineage: Eukaryota; Metazoa; Chordata; Mammalia; Rodentia; Muridae
Gene: Slit3
Product: slit guidance ligand 3
Exons: 36
Coding region: 60-4631 (1523 amino acids)
Biological process (GO): ventricular septum morphogenesis; aortic valve morphogenesis; negative regulation of cell growth
Cellular component (GO): extracellular region; non-collagenous component of basement membrane; cell junction
Molecular function (GO): signaling receptor binding; calcium ion binding; Roundabout binding
Source: RefSeq, marked validated
GGGCUCCUCGUGUCCCGCCUCGCCAGGCAUCCUCCUCUGGGUGCGGGCGCUUGUGCACCAUGGCCCUCGGCCGGACCGGGGCCGGCGCCGCUGUGCGCGCCCGCCUGGCGCUGGGCUUGGCGCUUGCGAGCAUCCUGAGCGGACCCCCUGCUGCCGCCUGCCCCACCAAGUGUACCUGCUCCGCCGCUAGCGUGGACUGCCACGGGCUGGGCCUGCGCGCCGUUCCUCGGGGCAUCCCCCGCAACGCAGAGCGCCUUGACCUGGACAGAAAUAACAUCACCAGGAUCACCAAAAUGGACUUCGCUGGCCUGAAGAAUCUUCGAGUCUUGCAUCUGGAAGACAAUCAAGUCAGCAUCAUCGAGAGAGGCGCCUUCCAGGAUCUGAAGCAGCUGGAGAGAUUACGUCUGAACAAGAACAAGCUCCAGGUCCUCCCAGAACUGCUUUUCCAGAGCACCCCGAAGCUCACCAGACUAGAUCUGAGCGAAAACCAGAUCCAGGGCAUCCCGAGGAAGGCGUUCAGAGGCGUCACAGGCGUGAAGAACCUGCAACUGGACAAUAACCACAUCAGCUGCAUUGAAGAUGGAGCCUUCCGAGCGCUGCGCGAUUUGGAGAUCCUCACCCUCAACAAUAACAACAUCAGCCGCAUCCUGGUCACCAGCUUCAACCACAUGCCGAAGAUCCGGACUCUGCGUCUACACUCCAACCACCUGUACUGUGACUGUCAUUUGGCCUGGCUCUCAGAUUGGCUGCGACAACGGCGGACCAUUGGCCAGUUCACCCUCUGCAUGGCACCUGUGCACCUGAGAGGCUUCAGUGUAGCAGAUGUGCAGAAGAAAGAGUAUGUGUGUCCAGGUCCCCACUCGGAGGCUCCAGCCUGCAAUGCCAACUCCCUCUCCUGCCCUUCCGCUUGCUCAUGCAGUAAUAACAUUGUGGACUGCCGAGGGAAAGGACUGACAGAGAUCCCUGCCAACCUGCCAGAGGGCAUCGUGGAAAUACGCCUAGAACAGAACUCCAUCAAAUCCAUUCCUGCAGGAGCCUUCACCCAGUACAAAAAACUGAAGCGAAUAGACAUCAGCAAGAAUCAGAUAUCGGACAUCGCUCCAGAUGCCUUCCAGGGCCUGAAAUCACUCACGUCGCUGGUACUCUAUGGGAACAAGAUCACAGAGAUUCCCAAAGGACUGUUUGACGGGCUGGUGUCCCUGCAGCUGCUCCUCCUCAAUGCUAACAAGAUCAACUGUCUGCGGGUGAACACCUUCCAGGACCUACAGAACCUCAAUCUGCUCUCUCUGUAUGACAACAAGUUGCAGACUAUCAGCAAAGGGCUCUUCGUUCCACUGCAGUCCAUCCAGACCCUCCACUUAGCUCAAAACCCAUUUGUUUGCGACUGCCACUUGAAGUGGUUGGCUGACUACCUCCAGGACAACCCUAUUGAGACAAGCGGGGCCCGCUGCAGCAGCCCACGCCGGCUGGCCAACAAGCGUAUCAGCCAGAUCAAAAGCAAGAAGUUCCGCUGCUCAGGCUCUGAGGAUUAUCGCAACAGAUUCAGCAGUGAGUGCUUCAUGGACCUAGUGUGCCCUGAAAAGUGCCGCUGUGAGGGCACCAUUGUGGACUGCUCCAACCAGAAGCUAGCCCGCAUCCCAAGCCACCUCCCUGAAUAUACCACUGACUUGCGACUGAACGACAAUGACAUCUCUGUGCUGGAGGCCACUGGGAUCUUCAAGAAGCUGCCCAACCUGCGGAAAAUAAACCUGAGCAAUAAUAGGAUCAAGGAAGUGCGGGAGGGUGCCUUCGAUGGAGCGGCCGGCGUGCAGGAGCUGAUGCUGACGGGGAACCAGCUGGAGACCAUGCACGGACGCAUGUUCCGGGGCCUCAGUAGCCUCAAGACGCUGAUGUUGCGGAGCAACCUGAUCAGCUGCGUAAGCAACGAUACCUUUGCUGGCUUAAGUUCUGUGAGACUGCUGUCUCUCUAUGACAACCGAAUCACCACCAUCACCCCUGGAGCCUUCACCACACUUGUCUCCCUGUCCACCAUAAACCUCCUGUCUAACCCUUUCAACUGCAACUGCCACAUGGCGUGGCUCGGCCGCUGGCUGAGGAAACGCCGCAUCGUCAGCGGGAACCCCAGAUGCCAGAAGCCCUUUUUCCUCAAGGAGAUUCCCAUCCAAGACGUGGCCAUCCAGGACUUUACCUGCGACGGCAAUGAGGAGAGCAGCUGCCAGCUGAGUCCACGCUGCCCUGAGCAGUGCACCUGUGUGGAGACGGUGGUCCGAUGCAGCAACAGGGGUCUCCAUGCCCUCCCCAAAGGCAUGCCAAAGGAUGUGACUGAACUGUACCUGGAAGGAAACCAUUUAACAGCAGUGCCCAAAGAGUUGUCUGCCUUCCGACAGCUGACCCUUAUUGACCUGAGCAACAACAGCAUCAGCAUGCUGACCAAUCACACCUUCAGCAACAUGUCCCACCUCUCCACGCUGAUCCUGAGCUACAACCGGCUGAGAUGCAUCCCUGUCCAUGCCUUCAACGGGCUAAGAUCCCUCCGAGUGCUGACCCUCCAUGGAAAUGACAUUUCCAGUGUUCCUGAAGGCUCCUUCAAUGAUCUGACAUCCCUUUCCCACCUGGCCCUGGGAACCAACCCUCUCCACUGUGACUGCAGUCUGCGUUGGUUAUCAGAGUGGGUAAAGGCUGGAUACAAGGAGCCUGGCAUUGCCAGAUGCAGCAGCCCCGAGUCCAUGGCAGACAGACUCCUGCUCACCACCCCCACUCACCGGUUCCAGUGCAAAGGGCCAGUGGACAUUAACAUCGUGGCCAAGUGCAACGCCUGCCUCUCUAGCCCGUGCAAGAACAACGGCACUUGCAGUCAGGAUCCCGUGGAGCAGUACCGCUGCACCUGCCCCUACAGCUACAAGGGCAAGGACUGCACCGUACCCAUCAACACCUGCGUCCAGAACCCCUGUGAGCACGGAGGCACCUGCCACCUCAGUGAGAACCUCAGAGAUGGAUUCAGCUGCUCCUGCCCUCUGGGCUUUGAGGGACAGCGAUGUGAGAUCAACCCAGAUGACUGUGAGGAUAACGACUGUGAAAACAGUGCCACCUGUGUGGAUGGGAUCAACAACUACGCAUGCCUGUGCCCGCCGAACUACACAGGGGAGCUGUGUGAUGAGGUGAUUGACUACUGUGUGCCCGAGAUGAACCUCUGUCAGCACGAGGCCAAGUGCAUCUCCCUGGACAAAGGAUUCAGGUGCGAAUGUGUCCCUGGCUACAGUGGAAAGCUGUGUGAGACAAACAACGAUGACUGUGUGGCUCACAAGUGUCGCCAUGGAGCCCAGUGUGUGGACGAGGUCAAUGGCUACACAUGCAUCUGCCCCCAGGGCUUCAGUGGGCUCUUCUGUGAGCAUCCCCCACCCAUGGUUCUGCUACAAACCAGCCCCUGCGACCAGUACGAGUGCCAGAAUGGGGCGCAGUGCAUUGUGGUACAGCAGGAGCCCACUUGCCGCUGUCCCCCAGGCUUUGCUGGACCCAGGUGUGAGAAGCUCAUCACUGUGAACUUCGUGGGCAAGGACUCUUAUGUGGAACUGGCCUCCGCCAAGGUCCGGCCCCAGGCCAACAUCUCCCUGCAGGUGGCGACUGACAAGGACAAUGGCAUCCUUCUUUACAAGGGAGACAAUGACCCCUUGGCACUGGAGCUGUACCAGGGCCACGUGAGGCUGGUGUAUGACAGCCUGAGCUCCCCUCCAACCACGGUGUACAGUGUGGAGACGGUGAAUGAUGGCCAGUUUCACAGUGUGGAGCUGGUGAUGCUAAACCAGACCCUGAACCUGGUGGUAGACAAAGGAGCUCCCAAGAGCCUGGGGAAGCUGCAGAAGCAACCAGCAGUGGGCAGCAACAGCCCCCUCUACCUUGGAGGCAUCCCCACCUCUACGGGCCUCUCAGCCUUACGCCAGGGUGCAGACAGGCCGCUGGGCGGCUUCCACGGCUGCAUCCACGAGGUGCGCAUCAACAACGAGUUGCAGGAUUUCAAGGCCCUCCCCCCACAGUCCCUGGGGGUCUCUCCUGGCUGCAAAUCCUGCACUGUGUGUCGUCAUGGCCUGUGUCGCUCCGUGGAGAAGGACAGCGUAGUGUGUGAGUGCCACCCGGGAUGGACCGGUCCGCUAUGUGAUCAGGAAGCUCGGGACCCCUGCCUUGGUCACAGCUGCAGGCACGGGACAUGCAUGGCGACUGGGGACUCCUACGUGUGCAAGUGUGCCGAGGGCUACGGAGGGGCUUUGUGUGACCAGAAGAAUGACUCUGCCAGUGCCUGCUCAGCCUUCAAGUGCCACCAUGGGCAGUGUCACAUCUCAGAUCGAGGGGAGCCCUAUUGCCUAUGCCAGCCUGGCUUCAGUGGCCAUCACUGUGAGCAAGAGAAUCCAUGUAUGGGGGAGAUAGUCCGUGAAGCCAUCCGCCGCCAGAAAGACUACGCCUCUUGUGCCACGGCGUCCAAGGUGCCCAUCAUGGAAUGCCGCGGGGGCUGCGGGAGCCAGUGCUGCCAGCCGAUUCGAAGCAAGCGGCGGAAAUAUGUCUUCCAGUGCACGGACGGCUCCUCAUUCGUGGAAGAGGUGGAGAGACACUUGGAAUGUGGCUGCCGCGCGUGUUCCUGAGCCCCCCUCUGCCACCCACCCAUCCUCCGCCUUGCGGACCCCAGCUCAUUGGGCUGAGGAACAGCCACAUGGAACCUCUUUGAGAUUCAGAACGAAGGAGAGAAAUCUGGAGAGCAAGAGGCAAAAGAGAGAAUAUUAAGUAUAUUGUAAAAUAAACAAAAAUAGAACUUAUUUUUAUUAUGGAAAGUGACUAUUUUCAUCUUUUAUUAUAUAAAUAUAUCACACCGUCUGAGUAUAUGGACUAUACAGUGAGUUAUUUUUACCAAGUUUUGUUUUGUGUUGUGUAUUUGUUGUGUUUUUAUAAACAGCUGUUUAUAAAAUUUUAAGACAAAGAAAAAACACUAAUAAAAAUGUUUUAAACACAA